Messenger RNA from Oncorhynchus tshawytscha (Chinook salmon), 3496 nucleotides. Its product is annotated as meteorin. Gene Ontology annotation, biological process: glial cell differentiation; positive regulation of axonogenesis. NCBI's taxonomy places the organism in Eukaryota, Metazoa, Chordata, Actinopteri, Salmoniformes, Salmonidae. Gene Ontology annotation, molecular function: hormone activity. The coding region runs from base 260 to 1171 and encodes 303 amino acids. The record is from RefSeq and is a predicted model, not a curated record. The transcript is spliced from 4 exons.
ACGACUCUUCUCUUUACGCACUACCAUCAGGGAGGCAGAGUAAAAGUAGGGACAGUCCGUUUAAAAGUGUAACUGAAAGUAUCUUAUCUUUUCAUCAAGAAAAGGAGGCUACCACGCUAUGGAGGUUGUCGAGAAAAGCAAAAUACAAUUCGAGUAGAUAGGAAUAGUGGAGAUUCCCAUGCGUAAAGGUUGAAGGGACGGCAUCUUUGGAACAUUAACUUUAAAAAAAAAAUCCAAGUCGUAACACCUACCGAAGGAAAUGGCUAUUUCUUGGAUUUACAAAGUUUGGAUCCUGCUACUACCCAUUUUUGAUAGCGCUGUGUCCAGUUAUUCCGAAGACCAAUGCAGCUGGCGAGGGAGUGGUCUGUCCCAGCAGCCAGGCAGUGUGGAGCAGAUCUCUCUCCACUGCUCGGAGGGUGCUCUGGACUGGCUCUACCCUAAGGGGGCGCUUCGCCUCACCCUGUCCCCCAGGUUGACUUCUGCGGCAGUGGGGCCGGGGGGCAGCAGCUCAGGCCUGAUCACGGCCUGCGUCAAGCCCUCGGAGCACUUCCACGGGGCCCAGCUCUACUUGGAGAGAGACGGGGUCCUGGAGCUCCUGGUAGGGGACCGUCUGGAAACGUCUCCCCCACCCCGGGUGCGCUGCUUCAGCCGCUUGCCCGGCGAGAAGGUAGCCCUCUUCCUCCAGGCCACGCCUCACCAGGACAUCAGCCGCCGCAUUGCAUCGUUCCGCUAUGAGCUGCGAGGUGAUUGGACGGCACGCCUGUCACUCGACUCGAACCCCAUCAUCAGUAAUGAAGGUGCCUGCAGACCCUGUAACAACACAGAGCUCCUUAUGGCCGUCUGCACCAGUGACUUUGUGGUGCGUGGUAACAUCAAGGCAGUGGACGAGGACAGUGAGCUACGGGCGGCUGUAAUCAAAGUCAGCGCCACCCGAGUGUUCCGCCAGAAAUACACCCUGUUUACCGGGACCGGCCGUUUGACCCGCACGGGCGAGAUCCGGACCCUGCUGCAGUGCGGUGUCCGGCCUGGGGUAGGCAGCUUCCUCUUCACUGGCCGCGUCCACUUCGGCGAGGCAUGGUUGGGCUGCGCCCCCCGCUACAAGGACUUCCUCCAGGCCUACGCUCAGGCCAAGUUGGCCCAGCAGCUACCCUGUGAAAUGGCUGUGGACUGACCCGAGCCACCCCAAAUCCCACCUGACUACUCCCCUGAAUGAGGCUGUCCUGUGAGGCAAGCCCUAACUCGAUCAGCCCCCCCUUGCCUGUCAUUUGGUUUGCCAUACCUCAGAGUGAAAGGUGAGGAAGAUGGAAGCCUAUCCGAUGAUGCAGCUGUGGGCCGACCCUGCCAUGAAGGUCCCGUUGGAUGCAGUCUUCCCCCAAAGACUGAGGAGUUGGGCAUGGACAUUUGUAGCACCAUUCCCAGUGCAAUAUACAGUCCUGUUAAAAUAUGAAGGACACUGUGGACGAGAUGAGAUUAAAGCAUUCGGCACAGGACACAUUUUCCAAAAAUGCUUAUUCAGAAUUCUCAUAAGAGCUUUCCGUAAGAACAAGCAGAAAUUUGUCAGGAAUGGAUUCAGAGCUAUUGAGUGUGAAUUUGUGUCUUUUAAACUCAGGGAAAUAUGUGGAAAAUUCUGUGGUGAAGUUACCAUCUGUUUGGAAGUCACAUAAUUGUUAUCCCAGUGUUCAAGUACAAGGCUGUUGUUUUUCUAUGGUGGUCUUCAAAAUGGACACUCAUUUUCCAUCAAUGUUUUGUUUCAGAAAACUGGGGGAAAUCUAUCCUUUUGUGUCCAAGAUUUUCUCACAAUUUUAUAGUUGAAAGAAACAAUGGGGGACUAUUCUCAGUGUUGCAAUUAUUUAUUGGAGAUUAGGGUGGGUCUUUCUUUAUUCAAGGAUUUAAACAAAAAAAUCGUAAUUUGCACUAAUAAGGGAAAGGGAAUGAUCUGGAAAAUCUGAUGCUGCAAGCAAUGAAAACCAAAUGAAAACCUGACUAUAUGUAGCGUAGAAGAGGAGUGAUCAGAACGUAAUAAAUGUACAGAUAUUGCUAGCGCAUGAUAGUGCUACGCUAGGGUUAGCACAUGUUAACGCUAGGCUAGCACAUAUUAAUGCUAGGCUUGGGCUAGCGCAUGUUAGCGCUAGGCUAAAGCUUGCACAGCAGGUUCAAAGCACGAUAAACUCUGCAAACUAGUGAUGAACGUGCUUUUACGACAAUAGCCAACUCUGAGAUUAUAAUUUUUUCGAAGUACACACAAGGCAAUUCUGCCUUUUUGAACCCUGUUUAAAUAUUUUCUGCAGAUUUAUAAUACAGUUUACUUCAAGACUUCAUUGUGAUAUCUCAGUUUGGUUGAAAACUUUUGUUACCUUUUAAUAUGCUGUCUGAGAAACAUUGAUUUUAAUAUUUGAAAACCCCUUAUUUCGAGUUUACCAUAAUUACGUUACAACAGUGUUGCCCGUUACAGCCAUUUCGUAGCUAUUCAUACCUAUUUUGUAACUGUAAGCCUAAGAGAAAAGCUGUCUGCAAAAAAACAAGCUGCAAAAUACUACCAAAACAGAUAAUGAGAUGCUAUAAGGUCUACUGGCCCAGAUUUAUGUCAUUGUUCAAAGUUAAAUAAUUGUGUUUAUUGAGUACCCCAUUAUGAGUCAUAAAACCCGGAAAAUGAGUCAUAAAACCUGGAAAUUACACAGCUAUCAAAACGUUACUGUCAAAUUCACGAUGUGAAAUAUUAAUGGCGGAAAUUCCAUUAGAACCAUAACCAUUGUGGCGGACUAUGGGAGUUUGGCUGGAAAUGUUUCAAGUUUGUGGGACUGCAACUGCUGACAACAGCAAUAUUCCCCUCAAUGAAUGUCCAUUGGGAUAUGUCUCAAAGUUGGCAGAAGCAGUUGCAUCCAGUAGCUACCUAACUUUCACAAGCAUACGUCCGAAAUGUUGAUAGCCAUGUUGAGCCGUGAAAACUUCAAAAACAAUUUAGUCCGGCCUCCCGAGUGGCGCAGCAGUCUAAGGCACUGCAUCACAGCACUAGAGGCUUCACUACAGACCCUUGAUCUAUCCCAAGAUCGAAAAAGGGGGUGAAAUUAAAAAACGAAAAUACAAUUUAGUCCAAAUAUCAAUAAUGAAUUCUUACAGCAGUAUUAAAUGUAUUUGCGUGAUACGCUUUCAAACAGCUUUGGGGUUAGCAGUAAGCAUCUCUAGACUAGCAUGCAAAAGGAACAAAAAAUUCAUAUCCAUGGCCAUGAUGGCUAGUCAAGUUAUGUUGUCUUAUGUGUACUAAAUGGAUGAAGGGAGCAGUUAACACCAAAUUAAGUUGAUGUGCUGGAGCGGUAUGUACACAAAUAGCCGAAAACUGCCAUGCUUGCUGAUAUUGUCAAUUGUUUCUAUGUGAGCGUAAUUUUGUGUUAAUACCAAUGUGAAUGUUAUUAUGUAUAUAAGAAAUUCUAGAAACAAAAAACAACUUAUGGAGGAAAGUGUUUGUAUGUGGUCUGUGAUAUAAAAAGGCUGAAAAGCA